AUGGAGAAGAAGAAGACAAAGGAGGUUUCGAAGAAGGAGAAGAAGAGCGAUGACGACGAGUAUCAUCGUCAUCAUCAUCGAGAGCGGAUCGAGAGUUGGCGGAGAAAUUUGGUAUUCCUAUCUUUCGAUGAUGAUGUUGAAGAUGAUGAUGAUUUAAAAGGAGAAGGGGAAAUCACGAAAAUGAUAACACAAAGAAAGAGAAGCGCGUACGCAAAGUUACGAGGGGAGUUUUUCUCCUCCUCUUCCUCCUCCUCCGAGAAUAAUAAUUACGCGUGUGAUUCAUCAUCAUCAUCUUCUUCUUCUUCGCCAAAACUCUCGGCGAUGAAGACGCAAAAUUUUUCUCACAUGUUUCAGAAAAAAGAGUUGGUGAGAGUUGUCACGCAGGACGUGCGACGAAUCGUGUUCGCGGAAAGGAAAGGAUUUGGAGGGAAGAAGUUUUGGCAAUCUCCGGACGUGCGAGCGGCAUUGAUUCGAGUGUUGACGGUAUUCGUUCUGGAAAAAGAAAUGGAGAGCAGUAGGAAGAGUAGUGGUGACGUGAAAAUAGAAUAUAAACAAGGGAUGCACGAGAUAGUAGCGAUGGUGUAUUUGGCAACGUGUCGAGCGGCGGGCGGGAGAAGAUUUGAUGACGACGACGGCGAAAACGAAGACGACAACAACGACGACGACGACGAUGAUGAUGAUGAUGAUGACGAGGAGAAUUACGAUGCAUUAUUAGACGCCUCUCUGGUAGUAGCGCGCGACGACGACGAUGAUGAUGAUGAUGACUUUUACAGCCAAAAGUUUGUCGAGCACGAUUGCUACGCUCUUUUCAGCGCGUUUGUGAAUAGCACAAAGUCGUCGUUACGACUGCUAGAUUAUUUUCAAUCUCAAAACGAGUCUUUCAUCGACGAGUAUUGCUUGAGGUUUUUUAACAAGAUGCACGCGGUGGAUGAGGAAACCGCACGUAUCUUUUUCAGCAAAAUGUCACUCACGCGCUUGUAUUUGCCGAGAUUCUUAAAGCUGGCGUACGUUCGAGAGUGUAAACGAGGUGAGUUUCUUUUGAUGAUUUGGGAUUCAAUCAUUGCGGAGAUGGGCAGAGAAGGAAGAAAACAAGAAUCGGGAGAGGCGGUUCAACAUCAUCAUCAACAAUCCUCCUACGGGUCGGCUCGGGAAUUUUUUGAAUCCUUGAGCGUCGCCGCCGUGCUGCGUUGUUGCAAGGACACCAUAACGCGCGACGAAAGCUUGCAUCAAUCGAACGACGAAAGCAUCGGAAACAUCAUAAACAAAAUCAACGCGCAUUCUUUUGAAUUUUCAAAACCAUCCGACGUGGACAUUUUCAUCCAAACGGCCAAGCGCGUGGCGUUCGAGAAGAAGAUUGACGAGAACGACGAAGAAGAAGAAGAAGAAGAAGAACGGUAUUUAUUCGAUGAAUCCGUCUUCAAAAGUAACCUGUUCUCCGCGAUGGAAAUCAGGGACGAUUACGUAUCCUCCUCGCUUCAGUAG
Messenger RNA from Bathycoccus prasinos, 1482 nucleotides. RefSeq lists its product with no specific name. The coding region runs from base 1 to 1482 and encodes 493 amino acids. The record is from RefSeq and is a predicted model, not a curated record. The transcript has a single exon. NCBI's taxonomy places the organism in Eukaryota, Viridiplantae, Chlorophyta, Mamiellophyceae, Mamiellales, Bathycoccaceae.